This is a messenger RNA of Pimephales promelas (fathead minnow), 1107 nucleotides long. RefSeq names its product hydroxypyruvate isomerase (gene hyi). Gene Ontology annotation, molecular function: hydroxypyruvate isomerase activity. Gene Ontology annotation, biological process: glyoxylate metabolic process. The record is from RefSeq and is a predicted model, not a curated record. NCBI's taxonomy places the organism in Eukaryota, Metazoa, Chordata, Actinopteri, Cypriniformes, Leuciscidae.
UUCAGUCAGCUGAUCUGAGGAUGUAAACACUGACCACGUGCGGCUGAUCAAUGAGCGCUGGACUUUGAUCAUUCAGUUAGUUAUUAGUUUUGCAGUCUAUCUCCUAAACGGCUGUGUGUCGUGUGUGUGUUUGUCCUGCUGCAGACGUUUUAAUGGCCCCGUUAAAGUUUUGUGCCAAUAUUUCCUGGCUCUUCACGGAGUUGCCGGAGUUCACGCAGAGGAUGCGCGCCGCGGCGCGUGCGGGGUUCCGAGCGGUCGAGGCGGCGUGGAUCUACGACGCGGACCUGAAAGAGUUAAAAACUGUGAAGGAUGAAACUGGACUCGAAUUUGCGCUCAUAAACACACCCCCGGGAGAUUUAAAUGCAGGAGAUUUGGGAUUGUGUGCUGUUCCCGGGAGAGAGCAGGAGUUCAGGCAAGGUUUGGAUCUGGCGGUGCGGUUCGCUAAAGCACUGGACUGCAGAAGGAUCCACCUGAUGGCCGGGAGGGUUCCUGCGGGGGCCGAGCGAUCUGCCGUUGCCAUGGAGAUGGAGGACACGUUUGUGCAGAACCUGAAACUUGCUGCAGGCGUCCUCUCACAGGAAGGGAUUCUUGGACUGAUUGAGCCAAUCAACACCAGGAUAACAGAUCCACGAUACUUCCUCCACUCCCCACACCAGGCCGCAGGGAUUCUCCAGAGAGUCGGUCAUCCCAGCAUCAGGAUGCAGAUGGACCUGUACCACUGGCAGAUCAUGGAUGGAAACUUAACGCAAAAUAUACGCAAAUACUUACCAAUGACAGGCCACAUCCAGAUCGCUCAAGUUCCCGACCGCCACGAGCCGGACAGCGAUGGAGAGGUCAGCUUCUCGUUCCUCUUUAAACUGCUGGAGGAGCUGGACUAUCAGGAGUACAUCGGCUGCGAAUACAAACCGCGGGGUUCCACUGAAGCGGGUCUGGACUGGGUGAAAAGAUACUGGAACGAUCACAACCGAGGACCAAUUUAACUUCUUAAAUUCAUGCAUUUUCUAAAAGGGCAGCGUGUAUUAAAAUGCCAAGACUGUAAUUUUCUGUCGUUUUAUUAAUAUUUCACUAUGAAACAGCACAGGACAUAAAGAACACGUUUUAAUUUAA